GAACUUGCAAAACCCAGAUCUAAGAUGAACUCAGGCAAACCAAGAUAUUUAACAGAUAGCGAACGGGCCAAAAUCCUAGAAUUCCAAGAUCUGAUCCACUAUAGCCCCCGCUACAGCGAUGAUUCUCACGAAUACAGGCACGUGAUGUUGCCCAAAGGAAUGUUAAAGUUAAUUCCACAAGACUACUUCAAUCCCGAAACAGGUACUUUACGAAUCUUAAUGGAAGAUGAGUGGCGGGGAUUGGGAAUCACACAGUCGUUGGGCUGGAUGCACUACGAAACACAUGCCCCCGAGCCCCAUAUCUUGUUAUUCAAGAGAGCUAUAAAUUACGGCCAGUGAUCCCAGAUCCCGGAGCUGCCACAAUCAAAGAUGCAGCUCCCCAGAGAUAUUUGUCACGAGAACAAGGAUAUGUAAAUUUACUGGAGAUGGAAGAGCAGGGGACUGGAGAAGGUGAAGAGAAUAAUUAGAAACCAGGUGGAGUGUGUUGAGGAGCGAGAGCUGUGAAUAGCAUGGAAAUAUAUAAUUACUGAG
Molecule: messenger RNA, 531 nt
Organism: Yamadazyma tenuis ATCC 10573
Lineage: Eukaryota; Fungi; Ascomycota; Pichiomycetes; Serinales; Debaryomycetaceae
Gene: CKS1
Product: cyclin-dependent protein kinase regulatory subunit
Biological process (GO): regulation of mitotic cell cycle
Cellular component (GO): cyclin-dependent protein kinase holoenzyme complex; SCF ubiquitin ligase complex
Molecular function (GO): protein kinase binding; ubiquitin binding; cyclin-dependent protein serine/threonine kinase activator activity
Source: RefSeq, a predicted model, not a curated record